AUGGGAUUUUUACAAAGUCGAUGCGAUAAUUCUCUUUUUACAUAUCAUCACGGGGGUGACAUAGCAUACCUAUUGAUCUAUGUCGAUGAUAUUAUUCUCACCACUUCAUCAGAUUCUCUUCGAUUGAAACUCAUGGGCAGCCUCGCGGCUGAAUUUGCAAUGAAAGAUCUUGGACCUCUCAGCUAUUUCUUGGGUAUUACGGUUACUCGUACUGGUUCCCAAAUGUUUCUCUUGCAACAAUCUUAUGCUCUUGACAUUGUCAAUCGAGCGGGCAUGGCUACAUGCAACCCUGUCGCAACUCCUGUGGACACGAAACCAAAGCUUAGCACAACAUCUAGUGUUCCUUUUGAUAACCCCACAUUAUACCGAAGCCUUGCUGGUGCGCUUCAGUAUCUCACGUUUACUAGGCCUGACAUCUGUUAUGCGGUUCAACAAAUUUGCAUUCAAAUGCAUAACCCCAGCUCCGCUCAUUUGAACGCUUUGAAGCGUAUUAUUCGUUACAUUCGCGGCACAGCCACUUAUGGUCUCACUCUCUCACCAUGUUCUGACAUCUCUCUUUGA
Messenger RNA from Helianthus annuus (common sunflower), 561 nucleotides. RefSeq lists its product as uncharacterized. The record is from RefSeq and is a predicted model, not a curated record. Bases 1 to 561 code for a protein of 186 amino acids. Lineage: Eukaryota; Viridiplantae; Streptophyta; Magnoliopsida; Asterales; Asteraceae. The transcript has a single exon.